Molecule: messenger RNA, 1200 nt
Organism: Drosophila willistoni
Lineage: Eukaryota; Metazoa; Arthropoda; Insecta; Diptera; Drosophilidae
Exons: 2
Coding region: 1-1200 (399 amino acids)
Biological process (GO): DNA integration
Molecular function (GO): nucleic acid binding
Source: RefSeq, a predicted model, not a curated record
AUGCCGAAUGGAGCGGAGAAACCCAUCGCUUUUUACUCCCGUACCUUAUCCAAAGCUGAGCGAAAUUAUGCUCAGAUUGAUCGAGAAGCUAUUGCCUUGGUAGCAGGAGUAAAGAAGUUCCACAACUACGUCUACGGUCGUACUUUCACACUAGUCACCGAUCAUCGACCUCUGUUGGGUAGUUUUACCACAUCGAAAGCAAUCCCAAACAUUAUUUCAAAUCAGAUGCUACGUCGAUCUUUGUUCCUGUCAGCAUAUACUUUCGAGCUAGUACACCGCUCCGGAUUAAAAAUGGGCAAUGCGGAUUUUCUAAGUCGUUGUCCACUGUCAGCAGCAUCGGACGCUGUUAGCACCGACGAUGUGCUUAUGAUCGAAUUAGCAGCAACGCCAAUCAUAAGUGCUGAGGCGAUUGCCGCUCAAACAUCGAAGGACCCCUUAUUGGCGAAAGUAUCAAACUGGGUGUUAAGGGGAUGGCCUGACAUGAAAUUGGAGCAAUCAGAUAUAGCAUAUCCAUACUAUUGCCGUCGGGAACAGCUCUCUACAAAUAAAGGAGUUUUGAUUUGGGGAAAUCGCGCCGUAGUUCCACCGAAAUCCAGAGCAACAAUUUUAGCUGCUCUACAUGCCGCUCAUCCAGGCAUUGUAAAAAUGAAGGCGUUAGCGCGUAGCUAUGUUUGGUGGCCAAACAUUGACGCUGAGAUUGAGCUUAUUGUUAAGAAAUGUAUUCCAUGCCAGCAGAAUCGUAACGAUCAUUCAGAGGCACCGGUGCAUCAUUGGGAGUCAGCCAAGCGGCCGUGGUCCCGUCUACACAUCGACUUUGCAGGACCUUUUCAAGGAAAAACCUUUCUUCUGGUCGUGGAUUCUUACUCAAAAUGGCUAGAGGUUGCGGUUGUUAGCUCCACUUCUACAGCGGCUACAAUCAAAGUUCUCAGGCAACUGUCCGCUACGCAUGGGUUACCAGAUCAGUUAGUGUCAGACAAUGGCACAGCAUUUACCUCCGAAGAGUUCAAGGCAUUCGACACAUUAGAUCAGCACCGUUUCACCCAGCAACAAACGGCCAAGCAGAGCGAAUGGCACCAUCAGCAACUGAUGACAACACGGAAGAUCCUGUUUCCAGUAACCACUCUAGGCCAGACAGUCCUAUUCAAGAUGAUCCACAGUCAUUGCAUGCCUCACCGAUGCUACGACGUUCUGCUCGCAUGA